AUGGCGCCUGGAAAGUGGGAUGAUGAAGAAGAGAGCUCGGGCCCUCCAUCUCCGACCGUAGCACCCAUCGCCCGCCGCAGCAAGUUUGAAGACGAAGAAGAUGAAGAUGUGCUAGAAUCAUGGGACGCCGCAGAAGACUCUGAAGUCGAGCGUGAAAAGGCGAAGAAGGCCGCUGAGGCAAAGGCAAAGGCAGAUGCAGAGGCAAAGGCAAACCACAAGUCCAAGGCGCAACGAAUCGAGGAGCACAGACAGGCUGCCCUGCGCAGACGGCAGAUGGAUGAUGAUGGAGAGAGCGAAGAAGAGGAAACUGAGGCCGAACGCCGUGCAAGACUACGCCAACAAGAAAUCGACGGCUCGCGUGCCCAGGCCGAGGAACUCUUUGGUGACCUGACCGUCAGCAACAAGCGCAGCGGCAAAGCUGUCACAAUCGCAGACGAGAGCGACCCAAACAACACCAUCAACCUCUCCUCGCUCUCCAUCUUCAACCCAAACACCAAGGACCAGUUCACCAAGCUGCGCGAGACACUCACUCCCCUGAUCGCUGCCAACUCCAAGAAAGGACAGUACACUCUCUUCUUGCAAGAGUUCACCAAGCAGAUUGCCAAGGAUCUUCCCAGCGAACAGAUCAAGAAGAUUGCCUCUGGCCUGACUACGCUGAGCAAUGAAAAGAUGAAGGAGGAGAAGGCGGCCGAGAAGGGAGGAAAGAAGACAAAAGCAGCAAAGACGAAGACGACGCUCAACGCGAGUCGCGAUGUUAGUUUGAAGGCGGAUACCCGGGCGUAUGACGAUGAUGACUUUGGCGAGUAA
Messenger RNA from Bipolaris sorokiniana ND90Pr, 807 nucleotides. RefSeq lists its product as uncharacterized. Gene Ontology annotation, molecular function: translation initiation factor activity. Bases 1 to 807 code for a protein of 268 amino acids. The transcript has 3 exons. Lineage: Eukaryota; Fungi; Ascomycota; Dothideomycetes; Pleosporales; Pleosporaceae. Gene Ontology annotation, cellular component: cytoplasm; eukaryotic translation initiation factor 3 complex. The record is from RefSeq and is a predicted model, not a curated record.